This is a messenger RNA of Impatiens glandulifera, 1765 nucleotides long. RefSeq names its product ultraviolet-B receptor UVR8-like. The record is from RefSeq and is a predicted model, not a curated record. Lineage: Eukaryota; Viridiplantae; Streptophyta; Magnoliopsida; Ericales; Balsaminaceae. Bases 261 to 1610 code for a protein of 449 amino acids. The transcript has 12 exons.
GGCUAUAGAGAUUUUUUUUGUAUAGAUGGCCUAAACGAAAACAAGCAUUACUAUCCCUAUCUUCGAAUUUAAUACUGUCAGCCCCAGUAGUUAUUCUCUUUCUACUACCAGAGAGAGAAUCCCAGGAACAUACUUUUGAAUAUCUCCCACCACCACUGUCAUCCUUUCAAUGCUCUCUGUUUUCUGUGAGGUGGGGAAACAAAAUUCAUAGCAAAUCAAACUGUUCAUUUGGGUUUUGAAAGAAACUUCUCCAGAGAGAUAUGGAAGCUCAAGGAGUAAAUGAUGGAGAGAUGACUCGUGGGUCGCCGCUGAUUCGUCAAGUUCUUUUCAUUUCUGCUGGAGCUAGCCAUUCUGUUGCUCUCCUCUCUGGAAAUGUUGUUUGUUCUUGGGGUCGAGGAGAGGAUGGCCAAUUAGGACUUGGUGAUGCUGAAGAUAGAUUGGUUCCUGCUCAAUUGGGUGCACUAGAUGAUCAUGAUAUAGUAUCGGUUAUCUGCGGAGCUGAUCACACCAUUGCUUUAUCUGAAUCAAGCAAACAAGUGUAUAGUUGGGGCUGGGGUGAUUUUGGGAGGUUAGGACAUGGGAACUCAAGUGACUUAUUUAUUCCUCAGCCAAUAAAAGCAUUGCAAGGACUACGGAUUAGGCAAAUAGCUUGUGGGGACAGCCACUGUCUGGCAGUUACCAUGGAAGGCGAGGUGCAGAGUUGGGGACGUAAUCAAAAUGGUCAACUUGGUCUUGGUACCACAGAGGACUCACUUGUGCCACAGAAGAUUGAGGCCUUCAAGGGGAUACCUGUCAAAAUGGUUGCUGCAGGUGCUGAACAUACAGCUGCUGUGACUGAGGAAGGUGAACUUUAUGGUUGGGGCUGGGGAAGAUAUGGAAACUUGGGUUUAGGUGACCGAACUGACCGUUUAAUUCCAGAAAAAGUUGCAAAUGUGAAUGAGGAAAAGAUGGUAAUUGUGGCAUGUGGAUGGAGGCACACAAUAUCAGUCUCUUCAUCAGGUGCUUUAUACACUUACGGGUGGAGUAAAUACGGUCAGCUUGGUCAUGGAGAUUUUCAGGACCAUCUUGUUCCCCAUAGGCUCGAAGCAUUGCAAGGGCAUUUCAUAUCCGCGAUAUCAGGUGGCUGGAGGCACACAAUGGCGUUAACAUCUGACGGAGAAUUAUAUGGUUGGGGAUGGAACAAGUUUGGACAGGUUGGUGUUGGGGACAAUGAUGACCAUUGCUCUCCAGUUCAAGUUAAAUUUCCACAAGAGCAGAAAGUUGUUCAGAUCUCUUGCGGAUGGAGGCAUACUCUUGCUGUUACUGAAAGGAAUAAUGUUUUUUCUUGGGGAAGAGGUACAAAUGGACAGCUUGGACUUGGAGAGUGUGUUGACAGAAACAUCCCGAAGAUCAUAGAACAACUGAGGGAUGGAUCUAACGGGCAGCAGUUAGAAUCACCGGCGAAUGUCGAUCUUACACCAGGGAAAACUUGGGUCUCACCAACAGAGAGAUAUGCUGUUGUUCCUGAUGAUAAUGUCCAACAUCCAAUUGUUCCUGCUGUUUCUGCAGCAAGUGGUGAUGGAAACGAUGCAAGCGUACCUGGAAAUGAUGUCAAAAGGAUGCGGCUCUAACAAACUAUUCAGAAUGUUGACAUUUUCAGACCGAUACUUAAUAGUGAAACAACUGCCUUUGUUCUUGUAUGGUAAUUUUAGGCAUGUUGUUUUUUGGAAGGGAAGACGAUAGUCAACCAGUUGCCUUUCUUCUAUCGACAUUUGGAGUUUGUUUA